ACCCCUGAUUUUUUUAUGGAAAUUACAACGUUAUAUCAUACUUGUAUACAUUAUUACCUUUUUGAGUUUCCAGCAGCCAAACAGGCCCUUACCCUCCCGAUAUUAUACGACCUGUGGUCAUUAAAUAUGCACGGAACUGAUGCUGCUGCUCAGACAGCGAUAUUAGCCUUAAUUUCAAUCAUUCUUGAUAAUCUCUUAAUUCACGUUAUCAUUUCUUUCUUUAACAUUUCAUUUGGGUUGUUGAGAAAAAAACGUGUGCGGGUUUCACUUGUUGUGUCCUCUCUCUCUCUCUCUCUCUCUCUCUCUCUUCACCAAGAGUCUUUCUUUCUCCGUCUCAUUCCAUAUGGUAAGGAAAUGUGGUCUGAUUCCAACCCAUUUUCCUUAACUAAACACAAUCAUGUCUUUGUAAAGUUUGCAGUCUCAUUUCUUUUGAUAGGUCUUGCUUUUCGUCUGUUAGUCUCUGAUUCAAUCAGAUUCUCAUCAGUUGUAGAGACACCAUCCAUUGAACAGAUGACUAAAACAGAGUCUCCAGAGGCUAAUACUCUGCCUAUUGAAGAGGAAGAGCCGGGUGCUAUUGAUUUUGCGGCAAAUGAAAAUCAAACUGCAGUUUCUAAUGAUUCUGCGGCUAAUACAACACAAAUUUCAGAGACUGGAGAAUGUGACUUAUUUACUGGAGAUUGGAUACCGGACCCUUCAGGUCCAUUAUACGAUAAUCGGAGUUGCCUGGCAAUCGAAGGUCAUCAAAACUGCAUGAAAAAUGGACGGGCUGAUUCAGGGUACCUCUACUGGAGGUGGAACCCACAGGGGUGUGAUCUACCCAUGUUCAAUCCAAAGAAAUUUCUUGAUUUGAUGAGGGACAAAUCCUGGGCCUUUAUUGGUGAUUCCAUUUCGCGUAACCAUGUGCAGUCGUUACUUUGCAUUCUCUCUCAGGUGGAACAAGCUGAUGAGGUGUAUCAUGACGAGGAAUAUAGAUCGAAAAUAUGGCACUUUCCAGGUCACAACUUCACUCUUUCAGUCAUUUGGACUCCAUUCCUCACAAAGGCAGAUAUAUUUGAAGAUAUGAAUGGAGUUUCGUCUUCAGAAAUCCAGCUUCAUCUAGAUGUACUUGAUAAUAAAUGGAUUGAUCAAUAUAGGAACUUUGAUUAUGCUGUAAUUGCUGGUGGCAAAUGGUUUCUCAAAACUGCAAUAUAUCUUGAGAACAACAGUGUUGCAGGCUGCCAUUACUGCCCUGGAAAGAACUUGACAGAGCUAGGAUUUGACUAUGCAUACCGAAAAGUACUACAGUUGAUAUUUGACUUCAUUGCAAGAUCUGAUCACAGAGCUUUUAUUUUCUUUAGAACCACCACGCCAGAUCACUUUGAGAAUGGAGAAUGGUUUAGUGGAGGCACUUGCAAAAGAAAAGUGCCCUUCAAAGAAGGCGAGAUUGAUAUGAGAGAUGUAGAUGAAACAAUGCGUAAUAUCGAACUGGAAGAAUUUGACAAGGCUGCUGCAUUGGGAUCUGAAAAGGGGGUGACUUUGAAACUGCUUGAUACAACUCGUCUAUCUUUGUUAAGGCCGGAUGGGCAUCCUGGACCGUACAGGCAGUUUCAGCCAUUUUCGAAGGAUAAGAAUGCCAAAGUUCAGAAUGAUUGCUUACAUUGGUGCUUGCCGGGGCCGAUAGACUCUUGGAAUGAUUUGGUAUUGGAAAUAUUAGUCAAUAGCAGAUUACGUUGAUGACAGUUGAUAUUAAUUUGUCCUGGUUUAUUAAUGAAAUUGAGAAGCUUUGGCUGAAUAAGAUGCAGAUUUGCCUGGGCCGUUGCUGAUUUUGGUAUUUGGAGAGAGUCACCAAUCUGCCAAUGUAUCACCAUCAGGUGGUUCGCGUCUGUGAAGGGAGAGAAUGUGAUUCUUCGGGACCAUAUUAUUUAACUGUAAUCAUUGUUUGUACAUCCCAUUUACCAUAUUUUUUCUAAUAGGAUGUCCACUCUUUUCCUUUUUUUU
Messenger RNA from Hevea brasiliensis (rubber tree), 1977 nucleotides. Its product is annotated as protein trichome birefringence-like 25. Gene Ontology annotation, cellular component: Golgi apparatus. Gene Ontology annotation, molecular function: O-acetyltransferase activity. The record is from RefSeq and is a predicted model, not a curated record. Lineage: Eukaryota; Viridiplantae; Streptophyta; Magnoliopsida; Malpighiales; Euphorbiaceae.